This is a messenger RNA of Rhincodon typus (whale shark), 1761 nucleotides long. Its product is annotated as actin, cytoplasmic type 5. The transcript has 6 exons. The record is from RefSeq and is a predicted model, not a curated record. Bases 128 to 1258 code for a protein of 376 amino acids. Lineage: Eukaryota; Metazoa; Chordata; Chondrichthyes; Orectolobiformes; Rhincodontidae.
AGUUGGGGGCGGGGUCUGGUUCCAUUAGAGAGUGGGGAGAGGGUGAGAGCGGUCACACUCACUUCGGCAGCUCCAGGGAGAGGACGUGUUCACCACUGGUUGACCUGACACUAACCAAACAGUCAAAAUGGCAGAUGAUGAGAUUGCAGCACUUGUCAUAGACAAUGGCUCUGGUAUGUGCAAGGCUGGGUUUGCUGGAGAUGACGCACCCCGUGCUGUGUUUCCCUCCAUCGUUGGUCGUCCCAGACAUCAGGGUGUUAUGGUUGGUAUGGGACAGAAGGACAGCUAUGUCGGUGAUGAGGCUCAGAGCAAGAGAGGUAUCCUUACCUUGAAAUACCCCAUCGAGCAUGGUAUUGUCACCAACUGGGAUGACAUGGAAAAGAUUUGGCAUCACACAUUCUACAAUGAACUCCGUGUUGCUCCUGAAGAACACCCUGUCCUCCUCACAGAAGCUCCUUUGAACCCCAAAGCCAACAGAGAAAAGAUGACUCAGAUCAUGUUUGAGACCUUCAAUACCCCAGCCAUGUAUGUUGCCAUCCAGGCUGUGCUGUCCCUAUAUGCCUCUGGUCGUACCACUGGUAUUGUUAUGGACUCUGGUGAUGGUGUCACCCACACUGUGCCCAUUUAUGAGGGUUAUGCACUUCCACAUGCUAUUCUGCGUCUGGAUCUGGCUGGUCGUGAUCUGACAGACUACCUCAUGAAGAUUCUGACAGAGCGAGGGUACUCUUUCACCACCACAGCAGAAAGGGAAAUUGUCCGUGACAUCAAAGAAAAACUGUGCUACGUAGCCCUGGACUUCGAACAAGAAAUGGGUACUGCUGCUUCCUCCUCUUCCCUGGAGAAAAGCUAUGAGCUGCCUGAUGGUCAGGUCAUCACCAUUGGCAAUGAGAGAUUCAGAUGUCCUGAGGCCCUGUUUCAGCCAUCUUUCUUGGGUAUGGAAUCUUGUGGCAUCCAUGAAACUACUUUCAACUCUAUAAUGAAGUGUGAUGUUGAUAUCCGUAAAGACCUAUAUGCCAACACAGUAUUGUCUGGUGGUACCACCAUGUACCCUGGUAUUGCUGACAGAAUGCAGAAAGAAAUCACAGCCCUUGCACCCAGCACCAUGAAAAUCAAGAUCAUUGCUCCACCUGAACGUAAAUAUUCUGUCUGGAUUGGAGGUUCCAUCUUGGCUUCCCUGUCUACCUUCCAGCAGAUGUGGAUCAGCAAGCAGGAAUAUGAUGAGUCUGGCCCAUCCAUUGUGCACCGCAAAUGCUUCUAAAUGGACUGCAAGCAAAUGCACAGCAUUUGCUGCAAACUUUGAAAAGGAAGAAUAAUUUUUUUUUGCCCAGGCAAUUACACCUCGUGCUAGCCUCAUGAAACUGGAAGAGCCUACUCGUAAAGAAAUUACCAUCCCCUUCAGAAAGCUAGUAUGAAGUGUUUUGAAAGGAGCACUGUUGGAUUGUCGAAAUAAUCACUUUCUGUCUUGCUGCCAUUCUUGCAGGGUUUGAAACACAUUGCAUUUCAGGCCUUAUGACCCUGUUGUUCUAUUGUUUCUCAGCAGUUCAUGGGGCUGAAACUUGAGUUGCAAAAGUUGCAUUUACACCUGUAAAUUUAUGCAUCUGAGUUAAUUUAUGUAAAAUUUUCUUUUUGUACGUUGCCUUAAUGUUCAUUUUCACAUGGUAGAAAACCAAAAUUUGUAAGUCCAUCUGGAUGUUGACAACUGUAAUGCCCAACUGACAUUUCAUUUUGAGGGAAAACCAAGUAAAGUACUAUAGAAACUGA